Messenger RNA from Phalacrocorax carbo (great cormorant), 2274 nucleotides. The record is from RefSeq and is a predicted model, not a curated record. NCBI's taxonomy places the organism in Eukaryota, Metazoa, Chordata, Aves, Suliformes, Phalacrocoracidae.
GGGAUGACGGUGAAUCCUGCUAGUGUGCUGUGAAUGUGAAGCAGGAGGGACUGCCAGUUUGUGUGCAGGAGGGAAGGCGAAUAGGUCCAGGGCACCCGGAUUAGCAGAAUAAGAAAAGGAGAGAAAGAAAAUAUAGCUAAAAAACAAAGGCAUAUUUCUCUAGCGGGACUGCAAGGAGGUACGCUAAAUACACAGAGAAACGUCCCCCAGGACUAGUGACACCAUUGUUCAGCCCCACUCUUGCUGAGAAGGUUUCUACACAACGCUCCAACAAUGAAUUUCCUCCGGAGGCGUCUCUCAGACAGUAGCUUCGUGGCAAAUUUGCCCAAUGGCUACAUGAUGGACUUGCAGCGCCCCGACAACUCCACGAGCUCCCCAGUUUCUCCUGCCAUGGAGAGAAAGCAUCCGCAGCCACCACAGCCCUCGCACUCUUCCUCUACUGGCACCAGCAUCUUCAGCUCCAUCUCCAGUGCCAUGAAGCAAACCACACAAGCAGCUGCAGGACUAAUCGACCACUCAGCCAGCCCUGCACCACCUGUGGCCCAGAAACCCAAGAUCCUCCUGGUGAUUGAUGAUGCACACACGGACUGGGCCAAAUAUUUCCAGGGGAAGAAAGUGAAUGGAGAAUUUGAUAUCCGAGUGGAACAGGCUGAGUUCUCCGAGCUGAAUCUGGCUGCUUACGUCACGGGCGGCUGCAUGGUGGACAUGCAGGUCAUGAGGAAUGGCACCAAGGUGGUAAGGUCCUUCAAACCGGACUUUGUCCUGAUCCGGCAGCACGCCUACAGCAUGGCACUGGGAGAGGACUUCCGCAGCCUCAUCAUCGGCCUCCAGUACGGUGGCAUCCACACAGUCAACUCCCUCUACUCCAUCUACAACUUCUGCAGCAAGCCCUGGGUGUUCUCUCAGCUCAUUAAAAUCUUCAACUCAUUGGGUCCUGCAAAGUUCCCCCUCGUGGAGCAAACGUUCUUCCCAAGCCAUAAGCAGAUGCUCACAACUCCAAAUUUCCCUGUAGUGGUCAAGCUGGGACAUGCACAUGCUGGAAUGGGGAAGGUCAAAGUUGAGAACCAGCACGACUUCCGGGACAUGGCCAGCAUAGUAGCCAUGGCAAAAACCUACGCCACCACCGAGCCGUUCAUUGACUCCAAGUAUGACAUCCGAAUCCAGAAAAUUGGCAGCAACUACAAGGCUUACAUGAGGACGUCCAUCUCUGGAAACUGGAAGGCAAACACAGGUUCCGCGAUGCUAGAACAGAUCGCAAUGACAGAGAGGUACAGACUCUGGGCGGAUGCCUGCGCGGAAAUGUUUGGAGGUCUCGACAUCUGCGCUGUCAAAGCUGUCCACAGCAAAGAUGGAAAAGACUAUAUCAUUGAGGUGAUGGACAGCUCGAUGCCCCUGAUUGGGGAGCAUGUGGAAGAGGACAGACAGCUUAUAGCCGAUCUGGUUGUUUCCAAAAUGACUCAGCUUGUCAUCACUGCUGGAUCUACGCCGUCACCGCUGAGGCCUUGGCCUCCACAAGUUCAGCCUGCAUCAAUGAAAUCUCAGACUGGACCUCAGCUUGGACAACUGUCCCAACCACGGCCUCCUCCCCAAGGCGGACCACGCCAGCCUCAGGGAUCUCAGCCUGCACGGACAAAUGCACCUCCACAGCAGAGGCUCUCUCCUCAAGGACAGCAGCCCCAGAGUCCCCAGUCCACUUCACCUCAGCAGCAAAGGUCACCUGGAUCUCCACAGCAAGUCCGAUCAGCAACUGGGUCCUCUCCAGUCCAGGCUUCCAAGGCAGGCAUAUUCCCUCCACAGCAGCCUAGACCUCCUGCUCAAGGCCGGGCUCCUAGCCAGCCAAGCCCCACUGAAACAUCCAAGCAGCAAUCCACCCCACACCCACAUCUGAACAAAUCACAGUCCCUGACAAACACCUUCAGCAUAUCUGAAUCAUCUCAGCGGGGAAAUGCCAACGAAGAUGAAGCAAAAGCUGAGACCAUUCGCAACCUGAGGAAAUCAUUUGCUAGCCUGUUUUCCGAUUAACAGCCCUGCAGCUGGAUCUGUGCUUUUGUCAGCCCUCACUCUUCAUAUCAGCGUACCUGAUGUCAUCCCGAAUACACUCAAUGGUACCCAGCGAUUUACAACUAACACCUGGGUAAAGGGAAUUUAGAAAACUAUAGUUGUUUUAAUACAAAGAAAAUAUUAUAAUAAUGGUCUGAAAAGUGACUGUAUAAAAGUGGCACUAUUUCAUUGUUUUUUGUGCAUAAUGAGAAUCACAUCUGCUCAAAUGACUGA